AUGGCUCCCAUAUUAUCGUCGCAAGACGCCUCAUCUAUUGCCAAGAAGGAAAAGAAGGAGAAAAAGGACAAGUCCGCCAAGAAGCGUUCUCGAGAAGAAGACGCUGCCGACGCAGAGCGCAAGCACAAGAAGUCAAAGAGCGUUGUUUCAGAUCCCCCACCAUCCGACAUCGCCAAUGGUGAAGUGAGCUCCGAGAAGAAGAAGAAAAAGAAGGACAAGAAGAAGAGCGAGGCCCAGGAAGAUGUCGCCAACGACGAGAGUCUAGCUGUCAAGGCUGAUGAUGGUGCUUCGAAACCAGAGAAGAAGAAGAAGAAGAGCAAGAAGGACGGAGUACCCGAAGAGCCUCAGACAGCCGCCGAGUCUGACAAAAAGAAGAAGAAGAAGAAAGACAAGAAAGUGAAGGAGGGCGAGCAGCCAGUGGCCGUUGAGAGCACUGAGGGUAAGAAGAAGUCCAAGAAGCACCAAGAACCGAUACCCGACUCCGAGGAGGAAGAGAAACAAGAAUCAGCACCAGAACCAGAGGUCGACGCCAUGGAGGUCGACGACGCCCCCAAGCCAACCUCGAAAUCCUCCAGCAGCAAGAUCCACUCGCCGGCCGACAUCCCCUCCAACCCCCAAUUCCCCUUCUUCAACCAAACUGUCUCUCUCUACGAGCCCAUCUAUCCAAACGGAUGGGCCAACCCCAUCUCCGGCUGCGAAUCCCAGCACCUCCGCCACCUCCUCAACCGCUACGUCCCAUCCCUCCGCGGCGUCCUCCUCGAGUACAGCAAUGUCGCUCUAAACGACAAGCCCAGCCGCCAGGGCGCCGCCACCGACGACGACUCCCACGCCGUCCUCUCCUCCCGCAACGAGUUCGGCGGCGGCUUCGGCUGGAUCACGGCCGACGUCAAGCUGUUCGUGCCCAGCCGCGGCGCCUGGAUGGAGGGCAGUGUCAACCUGCAGACCGAGGGCCACAUCGGCGUCGUCUGCUUCGGCAAGUUCAACGCCUCCAUCGAGGCGCGCCGCCUGCCGCCCUCGUGGAAGUGGGUGCCCAACGAGGACGCCGAGGACGGCUUCGAGGAGACGGCCUCGGUCUUCACGGGGGCCGACGAGCACGGCGUCGUGCGCCAGAUCCACAGCACCGGGUUCUGGGUAGACGGCAGCGGCGACAAGAUCAAGGGGAAGACCCGGUUCCGCAUACGCAACUUCGACGUGGGCGUGAGCGGCGACUCGACGUACCUGAGCCUGCAGGGCACGAUGCUCGACAAGCCGGGCGAGAAGAAGCUGGUCGAGCAGGAGGCCCGCGAGGCGCGUGAGAGGAAGGAGAGGAAGGGCGGGCAUGCCAGGAAGAGGGCCCCCGAAUUCAGUAUGACGAGGUUCCUGGGCGAGGAGCAAGAGGAGAAGGAGAAGGAGAAUGAGAGCCAGCCUGCUCCCACUACUCUGGGGGAGCUCAAGACGUUUGAGGAAUAA
Clonostachys rhizophaga is the source of this 1449-nucleotide messenger RNA. The record is from the annotation of a GenBank genome assembly. Lineage: Eukaryota; Fungi; Ascomycota; Sordariomycetes; Hypocreales; Bionectriaceae.